AUGGCCCCAAACCCGGCGGUCACGGGUACCUUAUUUGCACCUGACCCUGGCCCGAGUCUCUUUCUUUGCUUUCUGCCUAUCUUCAACACUGCGAUAUCUGACAUUUCACUCCCUGCGAUCCACUUCGGAAAUACCAUGCAAACGUCAGAGAUAUGGCUUCCACUACAAAUGGGAGCAGCUCCUGUCGAGAUCACACCUGAGAGUAGUUGGUUUGCUAGCUUGGAGAGCAGGACUUCUUCCUCUCUCCGUCCUUCUUCAUCAAUAAUAACCUCAUAUUAUUGCUGCUUCCUUUCACUUGUCAAGAGCUCCCAACUUCCAAUUGCCAAGCCUCAGCUGAAUGUGCAGUACUCUGCGCCUGGUUGCUUACAGCAUCCCCAUACUGUCGAUCAACUUUGCGAGGACCAAAAGCACUUAAUUUUCUGCCAGGGUGUCACUAUCGCGAAGAUAUCAUCGGAAAUCGUCAAGUUUGGUGCUUUGGUCAAUAUUAUCGAGGCCAAGAAUAUGAUUUUUAUGGCGCAGAAUGCAGAGUUCCUGCGCACCAAGUCUUUACAUACUAUACGUAUGGAUCUAUUGAUUGGACUACGAUACUUACAUCUUCAUGGGUUUUAUUGCCGGUGA
Messenger RNA from Penicillium antarcticum, 618 nucleotides. RefSeq lists its product as uncharacterized. Lineage: Eukaryota; Fungi; Ascomycota; Eurotiomycetes; Eurotiales; Aspergillaceae. The record is from RefSeq and is a predicted model, not a curated record. Bases 1 to 618 code for a protein of 205 amino acids. The transcript is spliced from 2 exons.